Messenger RNA from Abrus precatorius (Indian licorice), 630 nucleotides. RefSeq names its product protein LURP-one-related 15-like. NCBI's taxonomy places the organism in Eukaryota, Viridiplantae, Streptophyta, Magnoliopsida, Fabales, Fabaceae. The coding region runs from base 49 to 630 and encodes 193 amino acids. The transcript has 4 exons. The record is from RefSeq and is a predicted model, not a curated record.
AAACACAUAUAUUCUUCUGCCACUCUUUGAACUUCAACUUUCGAUAUCAUGGCAAACCCAUCACCACCCUUUGCCACUGCCAUCAUCGAACCUCAGUACAUUGCCCCUGGUCGAAAUCACGUUGAUCUGAUCAUCACGAAGGAGAGAACUAGAGGUGAUAAUUUCACUGUCACAGACAUCAAGGGGAACAUCAUUUUCACUGUUAAGAGUUCUCGCGUAACCAUAGUAACACCCCGCCAACACCUUUUCUUAUUUGACGCUUACGGAAACCCAAUUGUCCAUCUUCGAAGAGCGCUACUGGCAGCAAAUGAUAGCUGGGAAGCAUUUAGAGGCAAAAGCACAGAACCCAGGGAUCUUAUCUUUAUUCGGAAGCGAUCCUCAUUGUUCCAGCUAAGGACCAAAUUAAAUGUGUUCUUGGCAAACAAUACCACUGAAGUUUGUGACUUCAAGGUCAAAGCAACUUGGUUUGGACAUUCUUGGGAUGUUUACAUCGGUGAUUCUGACACUGUUGUUGCCCAGAUAAAUAAGAAGCUUGGUACAAUAUUUAGCAGAGAAAAGUACCUUGUGACCGUCUCCCCGAACAUCGAUUAUGCAUUGGUUGUAGCGCUAAUAGUAACUCUUGAAACUUGA